Molecule: messenger RNA, 1575 nt
Organism: Alternaria incomplexa
Lineage: Eukaryota; Fungi; Ascomycota; Dothideomycetes; Pleosporales; Pleosporaceae
Exons: 4
Coding region: 1-1575 (524 amino acids)
Biological process (GO): transmembrane transport
Cellular component (GO): membrane
Molecular function (GO): transmembrane transporter activity
Source: RefSeq, a predicted model, not a curated record
AUGUCAGUCCUAAAGAGUGAGGCUGCUGUGGUGGCCCAGCCUUUCGACGGCGAGUCUCAGCAGGAUGUCGUCGUUUCAGAGAAGAAAGGAACCGCUGGCGACCAAAAGGACAUGUAUCGUAUGGGAAAGCAACAGGAGCUGCGACGGAACUUCCGUUUCGUGUCAAUCUUCGGAUACAGUAUGGUGUUGAUGGCGACAUGGGAGACCAUCCUGACAACUCUCAUUAUCCCAUUGACCAAUGGCGGCACCGGUGGUGCCAUCGUCAUGUUCCUCGUCACAGCGGUGGGCAUGGGCUUUGUCAUUGUCUCAAUGGCUGAGAUGGCUUCAAUGGCUCCUACUUCCGGUGGACAGUAUCACUGGGUGUCUGAAUUCGCGCCAAAGAAACACCAGAAGUUCUUAAGUUACCUCGUUGGCUGGCUUUGUGUGCUGGGUUGGCAGACCGGAAUCGCGUCCAUCGCCUUCCUUGCUGGUGGUCAGGUCCAAGGACUCAUCAUCCUCAACAACCCCAACUACGUCCCCGAACGAUGGCACGGCACCCUCUUGGUCAUCGCGGUAGCAACCUUUUCGAUCCUGUUCAACACACUCCUAGCUCGUAAGCUACCUCUGGUCGAAGGCAUCGUCCUGGUGCUGCACAUCUUUGGGUUCUUCGCGAUCUUCAUCACCAUGUGGGUGCUUGGGCCGCGCAGCCCAUCCAGAGAGGUUUUCGGUGGAUUCCAAGACAACGCUGGAUGGGGUAGUGUGGGCCUGUCUGUGUUGGUGGGACAGCUCUCGCCAAUCUUCUCUCUCUUGGGUGCAGAUGCUGCUACCCAUAUGUCCGAAGAGUUGAAGGACGCAUCGCACACACUUCCUCGCGCCAUGAUCUGGACAGCAGUCGUUAACAGCAGUUUGGGUUUCCUCAUGCUAGUAACCUUCUGCUUCUGCCUCGGCGACGUCGAAAGCGCCAUCAUGUCGCCGACCGGGCAGCCCCACAUCCAGAUCAUGUACAACGCUACGCAGUCCAUUCCAGGGGCUACAGCUCUGGCAUCGAUCACGACUAUCAUGGCCGUAUUUGGAUGCGUCAACAAUGUGGCAACAUGCUCGCGCCAGCUCUUCGCCUUUGCUCGCGACCACGGCGUUCCAUUCAGUGCCUUCCUAUCCCGAGUCCGACCAGGCUGGGAUAUCCCUCUCAACAGUGUUCUUGUGUCUUUCGGUAUUGCCAUUGGUCUCUCCCUCAUCAACAUCGGCAGCACCGUGGCAUUCAACUCCGUCGCAUCGCUGGGCACGUGUGCUCUCCUCUCGUCCUACAUCGUCAGUAUCUCAUGCAUGUUCAUCAAGAGGUGGAACAAAGAACCCCUCCUACCAUGCAAGUUCUCGCUCGGUCGCGCUGGUAUCUGGGUCAAUGGCGUGUCUGUUGUGUAUCUGUGUGUAGUGUUGGUGUUCGCCUUCUUCCCCACAUUCCCGCACCCAACACCUGAUCUGAUGAACUGGAAUAUCCUCAUCUACGGCGUUGUCGUGGUAUUCUCUCUUGUUUACUUCUUUCUCAAGGGGCGCAAGGUGUAUGUUGGGCCUGUGGAGUAUCUCAACAAAGAUCUUUGA